AUGACAGGUUCACCUCCAGCGCGAAGUGCUUCAGAGCGACUGGUGCACGAGCUGAAGGUUUUUCCGAACCACAACACCUACAACGGUAGCUGGCUUGAUGGCCGGUGCCAUGGUGAUGGCCUGUACACUUGGAGUGACGGCACUGAGUAUGCUGGCGAGUUCCGUGAAGGAUUGAUGUGGGGUCAAGGUGAAAAGCGGUGGCCAAGUGGAAGACGAUACUGCGGAGAAUGGGCACACGACAUGAUGUGGGGAAAUGGCGAAAUGUCCAGACCUCAGCGACAGCUCUUUAUGCAGUGUGAUCUAAGCUAG
This is a messenger RNA of Symbiodinium pilosum, 309 nucleotides long. The record is from the annotation of a GenBank genome assembly. NCBI's taxonomy places the organism in Eukaryota, Dinophyceae, Suessiales, Symbiodiniaceae.